Molecule: messenger RNA, 722 nt
Organism: Pyrenophora tritici-repentis Pt-1C-BFP
Lineage: Eukaryota; Fungi; Ascomycota; Dothideomycetes; Pleosporales; Pleosporaceae
Source: RefSeq, a predicted model, not a curated record
AACUCUCGCGCAGCCCACCCUCCGUUGCCUUUACACGACCAUAGCCACAGCCAAGAUGCAGUCGCUACCAGAUGCACGAUCGCAAAGCUUCGAGGAGCUGUAUGGCCCUCCGGAGAACUUCCUGGAGAUCGAGGUCAGAAACCCAAUGACGCAUGGCGUCGGUCGCGGCAUGUACACAACCUACGAAAUCGUGAUGCGCACCAACAUUCCCGCCUUCAAGCUCAAGUCGUCGACCGUACGCCGCCGGUACAGCGAAUUCGAAGCAUUCCGCGAUAUCCUGGAGCGCGAAUCAGCGCGCGUAACCAUACCGCCCCUGCCGGGCAAGGUGCUCACAAAUCGCUUCUCAGACGAUGUGAUUGAGCACCGACGGGAAGGCCUCCAGCGCUUUCUGCAGAUAGUAGUUGGCCAUCCACUGCUGCAGACUGGCAGCAAAGUGCUGGCUGCUUUUGUACAAGAUCCGAACUGGGACAGACAUGCCUGGUAGAGGGCUCUUGUGCUGACCGUCUUUGGUUCAGAUUAACGUCACAGACGCGAUCAACCAUGUAAUAAGGGAAGACUCUUUCGGCUUCCUGCGUUUCCUGCGUAAUGGAGCGAUUAGGCGUUCUUGUCAGGUUGUCACUUGGGGGUCUUUGUACGUUGCCAAGGGUAGUAAUAUGGAGAAAGCAUCACUUGAUGCAGUUCUAGUUCUCAAAUGCUACAAAAGUAUCCAAAUCAACAGGGUC